CUUUGAUGGCUGUUGACUUAUCGCCAGGGCACAUCUCCUCAGUUUCAGUACAUUCACGUGGGGUGAGGGACGGAUCACAAUUACCCUCUCUGGACACAUUAAAGGCACAAGAAAGGGCACUUCGAACAAUGUUUGCCGACGCCAAAUGCCGCUGUAUUCGCAUGCAGAAGGAUCGGGAGUGGCUUAGAGAGGAACGGCGUGCUUUUCAGCUGUCACAUGGUCGUCCCCCAUCGAACCAGGAGGUGAGUCCAUUUGUCGAUAUUGAGCUCUCUCCCGUAGCAGCUCUGAAACUAUCGAAAUGCCUCUCGCGACAUUCAAGCGCCCGUGAUGUGGUGGUGCGGAGCAUUCUUCUCCAGCAAAGCAUCACUAGGAACCGAAUUGUGCAGAGUGGUGAAAAAACACUUUUUCGAUGCCUUCGUUGCUUUCACGUUUAUUCCGCGCGUCCUCGAACACUUCUUCGUGACGAAGUGGGACACAGUUGGAUGCAGUAUGAGGCUGAGCGAAGGAAGGUUUCUGUGGCAAAAGAAUUGGCACAUUGCCCUCAACUUCGGAAGCGAAAAUACAGCGUUGGAAAACAACGCAAGGCUCUCAUGGAAGACCCGCACUGUUGUCCCUCCUGCGGCAGCCCAAAGGCACAGUGGUUUAUGGAAUAUGUGCAUUACCGCACGCACGCAUGA
Trypanosoma cruzi is the source of this 677-nucleotide messenger RNA. RefSeq lists its product as uncharacterized. Lineage: Eukaryota; Euglenozoa; Kinetoplastea; Trypanosomatida; Trypanosomatidae. The annotation marks the transcript as partial. The record is from RefSeq and is a predicted model, not a curated record. The transcript has a single exon.